UUUCAUUAUUACGACGCAUUUUCAAGCUGGAAACAAACGAUUACACUAGAGUAGAGUGCAGCACUGUAAGAGCAACAAGCGAAAAAUGGCUGAAGAAAACACAACGAAAACUGCGCUGAAAAUUGCGGGCGCGGUCAUCUUACCAAAUCUGGGAGGCAUUAUCAAUGGCCAUUUGACGCGCAAGAAUUUGAAGAACUGGUAUGUCAACUUGAACUUUCCAUCGUUCAGGCCUCCAAACUGGGUAUUUGCACCUGUUUGGACAUCCCUGUACGCUGGCAUGGGCUAUGGCUCUUACCUGGUGUGGCGCGACGGCGGCGGCUUUAGCGGCGAUGCUAAAUUGCCAUUGGUCGCCUAUGCCACACAGCUGGCGCUCAACUGGGCUUGGACUCCGAUAUUCUUUGGAAAACAUAACAUCAAGGGCGCGCUUAUUGACAUUGUUGCGCUUACGGCAACGGCCGGCGCAUGUGGAGUGCUCUUCUAUCGUGUCAAUCAGACGGCCGGUCUUUUGUUUUUGCCGUAUAUGGCCUGGCUGGGAUUUGCCACUGCCUUGAACUAUGCCAUGUGGAAACUUAAUCCGGAGAAGCCCAAUCAAGGUGAGCAGGAGGCUUCGGGACGCAAGCAGCAAUAAUUGCUGAUUGAUACAGAUCAUAAGUUUUGUUUUAAAAUGUUUAUUUUUUGAUAGAAAAUGUAAUCGUCACAAAAUAAAAUCGCAUCGGCAUUAUCGAUAGGUUGAAGAGUUGCAUAUGCGGCACACUGUCGAUCAUUCUGCUUCUGCUUCAUCUUCUAGCCGAACGUGAAUUUUUGAAAAU
Messenger RNA from Drosophila hydei, 809 nucleotides. RefSeq names its product translocator protein. The record is from RefSeq and is a predicted model, not a curated record. The coding region runs from base 86 to 628 and encodes 180 amino acids. Gene Ontology annotation, cellular component: mitochondrial outer membrane. The transcript is spliced from 2 exons. Lineage: Eukaryota; Metazoa; Arthropoda; Insecta; Diptera; Drosophilidae.